AUGAGACUCACCACAAUCCUCUCCAUCCUGGGGGCUCUCCCCCAGUUGAUCCUUGCUGCUCCAGGUGCAGUCGCCAACCAGGCCAGGCAGUCCUCCUCGGACCGUCUUGUCUUUGCUCACUUUAUGAUUGGGAUUACCAGCAAUCGCAACUCAGCGGCUGACUACAACGAUGACAUGAAACGUGCCAAAUCUCUCGGGAUCGACGCCUACGCACUCAACAUCGGCGUCGACCCCUAUACCGAACGGCAACUGGACCUUGCUUAUGAGUCUGCCGCCAACAAUGAUAUGAAGGUAUUCAUAUCCUUCGAUUUCAAUUGGUACAGCACCGGCCAAGGCACCCAGGUCGGUCAGAUGAUCGCCAAGUAUGCAAGCCGCCCAGCCCAGCUCUUUGUCGAUGGCAAGGCUUUCGUCUCCUCAUUCGCGGGUGACGGCCUUGACAUCAAGGCCAUGCGCCAGGCCGCUGGACGGGAGAUCUAUUGGGGUCCCAAUUAUCACCCCGAGUACGGCACCAACCUGGACGGCGUCGAUGGUUUGCUUAACUGGAUGGCCUGGCCCAACGACGGCAACAACAAGGCGCCCCGCCCUGGAGCUUCGAUCUCUGUCGAGCAAGGCGAUGAGAUGUAUAUCAAGACUGGAAAGGACUACAUUGCUCCUGUUUCUCCCUGGUUCUUCACCCACUUUGGCCCCGAGGUCCCGUACAGCAAGAACUGGGUCUUUCCCGGAGACCUGUUGUGGUAUGAGCGCUGGCAGCAUGUGCUGACUAUGAAACCCCGCUUCAUCGAAAUUGUUACCUGGAAUGACUACGGCGAGUCGCACUAUAUUGGCCCACUGAGCUCUCCACACACCGAUGACGGCGCAUCCAAGUGGUGCAAUGACAUGCCACACGACGGCUGGAUGGACAUGUCCAAGCCAUGGAUCGCCGCCUACAAGGACGGCGCUGAGUCGGUCGACAGCUACAUCACCGAGGAUCUGCUCGUGUACUGGUACCGCCCAGCCCCUCGCGACGUCAAUUGCGACUCCACAGAUACCUGCAUGGUGCCCGCCAACAACGGCAGUGGAAACUACUUCAACGGCCGCCCCAAUGGCUGGGAGACGAUGGAAGACGCAGUCUUCGUUGUCACGACCCUGACUGAGCCCGCCACCGUGACUGUCAACUCUGGAGGCAAUGUCGAGGUCUUCGAUGCUCCGGCCGGCGCCAGCGCUUUCAAGGUUCCUAUGGGCGUGGGAUCGCAGGCUUUCUCGCUCAGUCGCAAUGGGCAGGUCUUCCAGUCAGAUAUCAGUCUGCUGCCUAUUAUCAAUGGCUGCCCUUGUGGGCUGUACAAUUUCAAUCCUUACGUCGGAUCUCUGCCCCCAGCUCCCACUAUCGACUCUCUCCAGUCCGCCGGCCUGAACAGUCUUACUCAAGGUCUGCACGUCCAAACCUGCGCGCCGACACCGUCGCUCGGAAAGGUGGUCCCGACAGCGCCCCCAGGCUGGGGAUCCGCCCCCACAACCACUCGGACCUCCACGCGGACCUCAUCCACAGCCGGCACAACCGGCACCACCACCCGGACAACCAUAACAAGCACCCGCACCACAACCAGCAUCACCAGCACGCGGACCUCAACAUCCACCAGCACAACCAGCCGAACAAGCACAACCAGCACGCGCACAAGCACCAGCACCAGCACCAGCACCCGCACAAGCACGACAACAACAACCCAACCCACCGGCACCACCUGCGUCGCCGGCACCGGACCCGGCAACUACGUGGGCCUGUGCAGCUUCUGCUGCAACUACGGGUACUGUCCGCCGGGCCCAUGCACCUGCACAAGGACUGGCGCGCCUGUGCCGACUCCCCCGACGACCGGUGUGAGGGGUGUGCCGCUGCCGUGGCUGGAGAACUAUAACUCGUAUCUGGGACUGUGCAGCUUCGCUUGUGACCAUGGGUACUGUCCGAAUACGGCUUGCAUGGUUGCUUAG
Aspergillus mulundensis is the source of this 1962-nucleotide messenger RNA. RefSeq names its product glycoside hydrolase family 71 protein. Lineage: Eukaryota; Fungi; Ascomycota; Eurotiomycetes; Eurotiales; Aspergillaceae. Gene Ontology annotation, biological process: mating projection tip cell wall disassembly. Gene Ontology annotation, molecular function: glucan endo-1,3-alpha-glucosidase activity. The transcript has 5 exons. The coding region runs from base 1 to 1962 and encodes 653 amino acids. The record is from RefSeq and is a predicted model, not a curated record.